UUUAUUAAUUAGGAAUUCACACGAACUGGGUGGCUAUUCAAUACGGAGAAAGUUUCGAAAUUCCUCCUUUUCUCCUUUUGACCAAGUAAAGAUUUCGUGAUUGUGAUGACGACGCGGCCCAAUAGACGGUUCCGGUCGACUGAGCACGUUUGUAAAUCGUAGCCGUGAAGUGACACCUCAGAAUUCAGUUUUCGAAUUCGUUCAUGAUUUUAAUAUUUCCUACAUCAGAAUAAGAUCAAGGAAUGGCGCAUAUGGCGACUUCAGUUCUUUAAGGGCGAGUAACGAUAAGACACAGAUGACUUAUGGGAGGACAGUGAUGUUUAUCUAAGGAUUAUUUUAGCGGUCCCUCCUAUUCCAACACAUCAACGAACAGCGAGGAUUGAACCACAGCAUAAACACAAAUAAAACCACGAAAUACCAAAAAUAAUCACCAUUGGAUGGAAAUCAAUGUUAACAAGUGAUUUAUAUGAGAUAAUGAUUUUGAAAUGAAAAAAAAAUAUUCGAAGAAAAAGUAGUAUAUUGAUGUAGUACAACUGGAUUAAUAACUACUGUUUGUCGUAAAGUAUUAUAAGUGAUACUCCAAAAACAAAAUACUCACAUUCUCCAGCGAUGAACCACCUGGUGACCCUUUGUGUUCUUUGGAUGACGAUGUUGUGGAAUCCUCCCGUUCAGGGAGGAAUCUCGAGCUCCCUGACAAAUACAGUGUGCCAGAGAAGGGACAGUGGGUGCACGUGUACAACAGACAUCUCGGGGGGCUUGUCUGUAACAUGUACAUCGCGGGGAUAUUUAGAAUUUCCUCUAGAUUUACCCUCACAAGCUUCGACAAUCACUUUAUCGGACUAUCACAUCUAUAACAUUACCAGAUCGGAUUUCUUAGGUGCUACAAACCUCAAAGAACUACACAUAAUGAACUGUAAAAUCCAAAUGAUAAGCACCUUUGCCUUGGAUCAUCUUCGACAGUUACAGACAAUUAAUUUACAAAGGAAUAAGUUAUCCUUUGUUGGAAAGAAUACUUUUUAUCACAUGGUUCAAUUAAAGAAAAUUGACCUUAGCAUGAAUAACAUUAGUUACAUCGAAGGAGAUGCAUUUUAUUCUCUUCACAAUUUGUUAGAAUUGAAUUUGAGUGGUAACCCAUUACAGUGUAAUUGCGAGAUGCAAAGGUUUAAGGAUUGGAGUUAUAUUAGAAGACAACAGGUGGCGCUGCUAGACGCUAGAUGUGCCAAUAAAAACAAUUUGUCCCUCUUUGAUGUCAAAGAUUUUGGUUCAUGCAAAUACCCCAGUCUGUUUCGCAAUCACACUUGCUAUCAGUGUAGUGGAACAUUAUCUCACAACGACUGUGAAGAACAAUUUUGUUCUGCAAAUGAGGCUUGUUUUUCCCAGAUUGAUUUUGUAAAUAAUAAAGUAUUCAUCAACAAAGGAUGUACUGUAGACAGAGAUUGUGCUCACAGAGAGAAACAAAAUGUAAACACUUGCUACAACUCAGCCGGCUCUCGAAAUUGUUAUUUCUGUUGUCUUGAUAACAAGUGUAAUGGAAAAUCUCUGGGACGAAGGACAAAAGAAGUUCACUUUUACAUACCAAUUACGAUGUCUGAGCUUAGCUAUCCCUAUCAAUCCCAGUUUUAUAAUGAUUCUGUCCUAGGUUCACUAGCUAAUAUGCAACACCAUGUUCUCGCAAAUUUUUAUGAGGGUAAUUGCUCCUUCUCUGCUAAUGAUGUAACAGUUCAACAUGCAGGUCCACCCGAAUUUACAAUAUAUUUCAAGGCCAUUUGUACGACGUUCAAAGAGUACAAACGUACAGACAUAAAAUAUGCACUAGAAAAGUAUCUGAAGAAUCUUUCUACAAAUGCCGGAUUUCGAUCGCCCAUCCUUAAAGUCGAUAUCUAUUACAGAGAUUUCUGUGAGGCCGAGGACACGACUAAUUACCCUAGACAAGGAGUUUGGCCAGCUACUAAGUAUGGAGAGGUAGCCCAGGUUUAUUGUACAGACAACAUACUUGUCAGAAGGAUGUGCUCAGAGAGUGAGGGCUGGGCUCCCCCGCCGUUAUGUACCGUAACACAACCACAGACAACAACAACCCUCGCCCCCACUACAACUACCGCCUCUUUAGAAGAGCUCUCCACCCGUACUGUGGAUGAUAAUUCGGCCGAUGAAAUCGCCGAGCAGCUGUAUAUUCAAACAGAGAAGGCCCCUGAGUUUACGGAUAUAGACAUAAAUAUGACGGUUUCUCUCUUAGAAAAACUAGAGAAUCUACAAAGCACGUUUUCAGCCGACAACAGGGAGAAAAAUAUUGUGGGCGUCAUGAGUCACAUCAUGAAUGUACAGGAGACAGAAUUCAGUCAGGCGGAAAAGAAAUUUCAAUCUGCUAGCAGAUUACUAGGAUCCAUUCAGAAACUCUCUACCUCCACAAGCUUAACGAACGGAGAUUUCAAACAGGUUGAACCGAACAUAGGGAUAAUGGCAGCGUCUACCAGUAAAACAAACUACAAUGGAAUAGUGCUGGCAUCACUGGCUCAUCCCAGUAGUGAACUAGACGAGACAAAUCUGGUUCUAACAAAAGAUGGGACCAUUCCAGCUCGGUCUGCUUCCUGGAUACACCUUCCCAGACAACUGAUGUCCGAACUUCCGUCUUCUUCUUCUCCAUCAAGAGUAACUCUGGCAGCUUUCAAAAACGACAAAAUGUUUAGAGCCAUUCGUUCGACCUCUAAACCAGACCCCGAUGACGAUGACGAUGAUGAAAUUAUACUAAGAAGUGAGUCUAACAGUGUUAUUCUCUCAGCACAAAUACCCAACGUCAAAGUGGACAACCUUGACACCCCAAUAGAAAUGCGAUUUCAACAAAAUAUCAAGGUCAAAAACGAAAUAACGGAUUCCUCGACAGCAGAGAAUGCAACAUGUGGAUAUUUUAUUGAGGUGGGACCCAACAAAGGUCACUGGUCAAGUGAAGGGUGUAAGGUCAAAGUUCACAAACCCGGGGAAUAUACUGAAUGUCACUGUGAUCAUCUCACUAACUUUGCCUUGUUGAUGGACGUAUAUAGUGUUGGAGGCGAUAUCAGUGAGGCUAAUAAGAUGGCCUUGACCUAUUUGUCUUAUCUGGGCUGUGGCAUCUCCCUUAUAGGCCUCGUUCUGACCCUCAUUACGUACUUCAUGUUCAGAAAAUUACGCAGUCAUAAUCCAGCAAAGAUAUUGAUUAACCUCUGUAUUGCCAUUGCUGCCACGGACCUGAUAUUUCUGGCUGGUCAACAAGAAUAUACCCUAAAGAACGAAAUAGGAUGCAAGAUUGUUGCAGCCUCUCUUCAUUUUUUCCUCCUAUCUGCCAUGUGUUGGAUGCUGGUAGAGGCAUAUUACAUGUACAUUGCUCUCAUCAGAGUUUUUAAUUCACAUAUAUCAUUAUUCAUUCUGAAAAGUGUUGCGGUUGGAUGGGGUAUACCUCUGAUUAUUGUUGCCAUAACACUUGGAGUGAAUACAACUAAUAACUACGGCAAUCAAAAAGGAGGAAUAUGUUGGUUGAAUCCUAUUCCAUUUUACGCAGCUUUUCUCGCACCUGUCGCUAUAAUAAUGAUUAUUAAUUUUAUUGUGUUCGCCAUGGUUCUUCGCCAGCUUUUAGGAGCGGCAACAAAGAAUCUUAACAAGACUGAUUCCACCAAAACCUCAUCGCGCUUGCGCGGAGCUGUUACUUUAGUGAUUAUGUUGGGACUCACGUGGGUGUUUGCAAUUCUAGCCAUCGAUGGAGGGGCACCAGUUUUUCAAUAUUUAUUUACAAUAUUUAACUCUCUACAAGGAUUGUUUAUCUUUGUAUUUCAUUGUUUGCUGAAAACUGAUGCCCAGAAGGCGUGGAAGAGGGCAUGUUGUGCUGGAGAUAAAGACAAGGAUACAAAAACAUCCAAAGGUUACUCCAGUAAUGAGCAGGAAAACAUGUCUAAAUCCACUGCCUCCUUCUCAGAUAUUAAUACAGAUAUCAAACACAGAGAGAAGUCGGCUAAUGGUGUAUCCAGCAAAAGUCGUGCCAAAGAUUUCCCUUCAUAUUCUGGAUCAUCUAUUUGACAAAAUGUAACAAUCACCAAAUUAGCUGCUUUAAUCAGAUCUCCGUUAAUUGUUGUGUUAUAAAUAAACUAAUGAGCUCGUCAAAAUGCCUAUGUUAUUGUAUCUUUUUUUAUAAUAAUCACGUUUAUUUCUAACAAUACAUUGUAUACUUCAAUAUUUAUUUUGUCCUGUAUACAGAAAGAUGCCUAUAUGUUUACGCUGUUAACUGCUACACUUUUAAUAUGUAGAUAAUAUUUUUAGCUAAGCUGGGCAGAAACAAGUUGUUUUGAUUUUUAAUAAAAAUAUGCGAAAUCAUAAAGAGGUUGAA
Molecule: messenger RNA, 4348 nt
Organism: Saccostrea echinata
Lineage: Eukaryota; Metazoa; Mollusca; Bivalvia; Ostreida; Ostreidae
Product: adhesion G-protein coupled receptor G2-like
Exons: 27
Coding region: 610-4041 (1143 amino acids)
Biological process (GO): G protein-coupled receptor signaling pathway; cell surface receptor signaling pathway
Cellular component (GO): membrane
Molecular function (GO): protein binding; G protein-coupled receptor activity
Source: RefSeq, a predicted model, not a curated record